Molecule: messenger RNA, 827 nt
Organism: Sycon ciliatum
Lineage: Eukaryota; Metazoa; Porifera; Calcarea; Leucosolenida; Sycettidae
Product: histone-lysine N-trimethyltransferase SMYD5-like
Exons: 4
Coding region: 138-812 (224 amino acids)
Biological process (GO): negative regulation of gene expression, epigenetic
Molecular function (GO): histone H4K20 methyltransferase activity
Source: RefSeq, a predicted model, not a curated record
UUCAUUUUCAGAUCAUAUUCAGCAACAUUAUUACUAUACAAUUAUGUACUUGCAUUUCCAUUCUUGUUCCAUGAAGUUCUGAUUAAGUUGCAAUCCCCUUGAACAGUUUGUGGGAACAAUCACUUGACCAAUUCAGUAUGGCGACUGCAGGAAUAGCAGGCCUCUGUGGCCCAUCGUUUGAGGAAUCUGGAUUGUCUAUUGAAGAGGUUGCAGGUCGUGGCAGAGCGAUCAUCGCCAAGCGUCCCUUCAAGGAGGAUGAAACGCUGUUCAUCGAAUCACCUCUCAUGUCGUGCCAGUUCUCGUGGAAUCGCGAGUACAAGUACUUGGCGUGCGAGUAUUGUCUACGCUCUCUGGAGACUGCAGAGGAGAUGGCAUGUCGCCUCAGCAGCCAGCCUAGUAUUGACUUGCCCCUCUCCGCUGACUGCUGUGAAUCCAAACCCAGUACGUACGUGAAAUGCCCUGACUGUGAAGUCCAGUACUGCUCUGCCCCAUGUCAACAAAUGGCUGCUGAACGCUAUCAUCGCGGUGUGUGCGAGGGCAGAAUGGAUGCACAGCGUCGAGAACUGUUUUCCGAGUUGAAGGAGACAUGGAGGAAUAUGCAUUAUCCACCAGAGACGACCAACAUUGAAGUGCUGGCAAGAUGUUUCUCUGCUCCUGCUGAGUCUCCAUAUGGUCAGCACCUUUUUCAGCAGCUGGAGCUCUUAGUGCAUGGCACCACGUCCGAGGAUGAAGAAUUCCAGCACAAGCUUCUGCAGCCCGAUUAUGCUGUGAGUCUUUUAAAGUUAUGCAUGGUGCCACUGACAGUCUUAUGACAUCUGUACUUGUAG